Messenger RNA from Glossina fuscipes, 3143 nucleotides. RefSeq lists its product as uncharacterized. Bases 1289 to 3079 code for a protein of 596 amino acids. The transcript is spliced from 6 exons. The record is from RefSeq and is a predicted model, not a curated record. Gene Ontology annotation, molecular function: phosphatidylinositol bisphosphate binding. Lineage: Eukaryota; Metazoa; Arthropoda; Insecta; Diptera; Glossinidae. Gene Ontology annotation, cellular component: membrane.
AAAUUUAAAAAGCUAUCAAAUUUUUCUCCAAGAAAACGAAUCAUAGCGGCUGGAAAAAGGUUCCAACCCAAAUUUCAUUAAAAUAUAUGGAAAAUUGAUGAAAUACAGCUUGAAUGGAGUUAUCCAUAGACAGGCAUUAGAUAGAUAGACAGACAAUGAUUGUCAGAAAGAAGAGAGGGAAGAGAAAGGAGUAGGGUGGUGGUGACCGCAGCUUUGUGUGUAAAUUUUUGUGGGUGUUUGCCUAUCGUAAAUUGCUAUACCUUUACCAAUUAAGUAAUCAGUAUACCCACGACCAAAAAAAAAAUCUACCGUACUUAAGACUUGAACCCUAAAAUGUUGUCUUGAUAAAUCCGGUGCAUACAUAUUCAGUACAUAUUCAGCUACUCAGGUAAUUACACGUUUAAGGCGAUUCGGAAAAUACUUCUGUAUAAUAGAAAGGAGAUCUAUUUUAAACCUCUCUGGGUGUUACAUACGUAUUCGAGACCCUAAUUUACACUCUCCGUCGAGACUUUUAGAUUAGUGGACUGUUUUAUAAUUCGUUUAAAUCGUUAUAUUAAUAUAUAGCUUUCUCAAAGUAACGAAAUGUUUGAACAAAUGAUAAAUUUAUAUGUCUAUUUUCGGAAAUGUUAUCUAUUCAGUGUUUGAUAAUUUUGAUAUGAAGAAUUACUAGAAUCUAUAACGUUCAAUAAAAUAACAGAGAUAAUGAAAAUUGGUAACAAAGAAAGACAGCUUGCAAAGAAUUGUAAACACCCGUUCACCACUCACGAUAGGUAGCUUAUUAAUUGUAUAGCCGUAUUGAUAUGUUUUUAAGAAUGAUGACCUAAUGAUAAAAGCCGAAAAAGCUUUGGGUUUUGCUUUCAGGCUUGUCCCGGCCUUUUAUUGGGUUCUAACGACCGUACGCUCAUUAAAUUUGUUUUUAAACUCGAUUCAUUGAAACCAAACUUCAACUUUUCGUUUAGGAUAGGGAGAAUUCUAAGGCUCUCUAUAGCAGAGCAACAAAGAAAAAAAAAUGUAAUGGACGUAUCGAUUGACAAAACUGCUUAAAUGACUUUUAUGUGCCUUUUGCGAUUAUGCCGUUGAUACAAAAGGUAUGAAAAAAUUGGUUCACUAUUACGCUCUGUUGGAUUAAGCGCAACUAGUCGCGACGGUUGCUACUUACAAGAAAGUUUAGCAUUAGAGAAAGUUUGUGUUGCGCAAUUAAUUCAUUAGCAUUUAAAAUUAAGAAACGGCUGUAUAUACGUAAAUAAAUUAAAUAUAUAAAAUUUUACUUAAUACCGAGGACAUUUAAAUGACUAACAUUCGUCCCGUAAGCAAUUCGCUAGCUAAGAAGGCGAAGCUAGAACUCGGAGAAGUACCCGAGCGCAUUGAUCAAGAUAUAGCGGUACUAAAAGCUUGGAUUUCUAGUCAACCGCACUUAAAAGCCCGCCUUGACGAUCAAUUGUUAGUGGCUUUUCUUCGGGGUUGUAAAUAUAGUUUACAGAAAAGUAAACAGAAAAUCGAUUAUUUCUAUUCGAUGCGUGGUGCUCUUCCAGAAUUAUAUGAAAAUCGUUUUAUUAACGAGAGAACAUUAACUAUAUUUAGGAAAGGCGGUUUCCUAAGGCUAUUGAAACCUUUAAGCGAAGAUGGCCCUCGUAUACACAUUUCUCGUUACACUGUUUACGAUAUGAAGGAAUUCCCAUUCGCUGAGUUAUUGAAAACUCGGAACAUUUUAAAUGAUAUAGAUUUAAUGGACGAUGAUAAUUCUGUAAUUUCAGGUUGUAUUGAAAUUACUGACAUGCAAGGUUUUGGUGCAAAGCAUCUAUUCUAUUUUGAUCCUUUGCUAGUAAAAAAAAUUGGAAUAUUAACGGAGAAAGCACUGCCUUUAAGGGUGAAAGGUAUACACUUUAUCAAUGUCCCAUCCACUGCAGAGAAAUUUUUCAAUUUAGUUAAAAGUCUUACGCCUGAAAGGCUUAGAGAAAGAUUUUAUGUACAUCCAAAUUAUGAGUCUCUUUAUGAAUACGUACCACAAGAAUGUUUGCCUAAGGAGUAUGGUGGUACCGGUGGAACCAUAGAAAAUAUUAUUGCUUCAUUGGAAGAGCACGUACUACGUUAUAAAGAUUACUUUGAAGACGAGGUGCAAUAUGGAAGUAAUGAGAAACUUCGUCUGGGUGAACCGUUCAAUUCUCAAAGUUUAUUUGGCUUAGAAGGAUCUUUUAGGAAAUUAGAAGUCUUGAUAUAUAAAAUUUUACUUAAUACCGAGAACGUUUCAAUGACUAACAUUCGUCCCGUUAGCACUUCACUAGCUAAGAAGGCGAAGCUAGAACUCGGAGAAGUACCGGAGCGCAUUGAUCAAGAUAUAGCGGUACUAAAAUCUUGGAUUUCUAGUCAACCGCACUUAAAAGCCCGCCUUGACGAUCAAUUGUUAGUGGCUUUUCUUCGGGGUUGUAAAUAUAGUUUACAGAAAAGUAAACAGAAAAUCGAUCAUUUCUAUUCGAUGCGUGGUGCUCUUCCAGAAUUAUAUGAAAAUCGUUUUAUUAACGAGAGAACAUUAACUAUACUUAGGAAAGGCGGUUUCCUAAGGCUAUUGAAACCUUUAAGCGAAGAUGGCCCUCGUAUACACAUUUCUCGUUACACUGUUUACGAUAUGAAGGAAUUCCCUUUCGCUGAGUUAUUGAAAACUCGGAACAUUUUAAAUGAUAUAGAAUUAAUUGACGAUGAUAAUGCUGUAAUUUCGGGUUGUAUUGAAAUUACUGACAUGCAGGGUUUUGGUGCAAGCCAUAUAUUCUAUUGUAAUCCUUUGCUAGCAAGAAAAGUCGCAAUUUUCACGGAGAAAGCACUGCCUUUAAGGGUGAAAGCUGUACAUUUGAUCAAUGUCUCAUCCAUUGCAGCAAAAUUUUUCAGUUUAGCUAAAAGUCUUAUGCCUGAAAAGCUUAGACAAAGAUUUUAUGUACAUCCAAAUUAUGAGUCUCUUUAUGAUUACGUACCACAAGAAUGUUUGCCUAAGGAGUAUGGUGGUACCGGUGGCACCAUAGAAAAUAUUAUUGCUUCAUUGGAAGAGCACGUACUACGUUAUAAAGAUUACUUUGAAAACGAGGUGUAAUAUGGAAGUAAUGAGAAACUUCGUCUGGGUGAACCGUUCAAUUCUCAAAGUUUAUUUGGCUUAG